Messenger RNA from Gaeumannomyces tritici R3-111a-1, 1821 nucleotides. RefSeq lists its product as hypothetical. Lineage: Eukaryota; Fungi; Ascomycota; Sordariomycetes; Magnaporthales; Magnaporthaceae. The transcript has a single exon. Gene Ontology annotation, cellular component: membrane. The coding region runs from base 303 to 1220 and encodes 305 amino acids. The record is from RefSeq and is a predicted model, not a curated record.
CGUCUCCACAUGAAGCCAUCCGCACAGGCUGGUUUGUUUGGCUGUUCCUUGGAGUUGCAGUCCCUGAGCCCUGUCCGGGCCCAGUCGUCCACCGUCCCCUCAUCCCAGUCGUCCCAGCUUGCCCCUCCACCGCCCGCCCGACCAACUAUUCCAUGGCGCCGUUUAAAAGGCGGGCGCUCCCAGCCCGUCUGCCUCACCCCCGCAGCCCUGGCCCUGCCCGAACCUCACCUCCCUCGCUGAACCCCCCCUCGUGACAACACACACCCCCGGGCCCCCCCCUCCUAGCCCACGUCACGCCCGUCAUGGCCAAACCAAGCUCGAGCUCAAGCUCCAAACGGAGCAGCAAGUCGUCGGCGUCGGCGUCGGGCAGCGGCGACGGCGCCGCCGCCCCCGCGGACCGCCAGCCCUUUGAGCUGAUCCGCCGCGGCGUCAAGAAGCCGUCGCCCGCCGGCACGGCCCUCUUCAUCGCCCUGCGCGCCCUCGACGUGCCGCUGCAGUACCAGCUCGUGUCGGGCGCCUGGUCCGUCCCGCUGCUGGGCCGCCUCGGGCUCGCCGCCGCCCGCCCCGUCGUCACCACGGUCGCCCACACGGGCGUCGCCGCCAUCGACCGCCUGCGCCUCAGCCGCCCGGGACUGGUGCUGCUGGUCAUGGCGGCCGGCUCGGCCGCCAAGCACGCCCUCUGGGUCGGCUUCAUCUCGCUCGAGGAGUUCCGCCCGCCCGCCGCCGCCGUCGUGGCCGGCUUCAACAGCUUCUUCAACAGCGUCAACUCGCUGCUGCUCGUCGCCGCCGUCACCUCCACCUCGGUCUCGGGCCCCUUCGUCCCCGUCAACCACCCCAAGCUCGGCGGCAAGUUCUACGUGCCCGUCCAGCUCGCCGUCGGCCUCGGCCUGUACGUGGUCGGCAUGGGCCUCGAGCUGGUCUCGGAGGUGCAGCGCCGCCGCUUCAAGUCCAAGCCCGAGAACAAGGGCCGCAUCUGCCGCAAGGGCCUGUGGGGCGUCGCCCGCCACAUCAACUACACCGGCUACGCCCUGUGGCGCACCGGCUUCACCCUCGCCGCUGGCGGCUGGAUCCCCGGCGCCGUCGCGGCCCUCUUCAACGCCUGGUCCUUUGUCGCCAGGAGCACCCCCGAGCUGGAGGCCUACAUGAGCCGCAAGUACCGCGACUCGUGGUCCAAAUACAAGAGGGACGUCAAGUGGCUGCUGCUGCCCGGCAUCUACUAAGAGCCGAGCCGGCCUGCUCGUCUGCCUACCUAGCCCUCGCCAUGAUUACACGAUUGACGUUGGAAACUCUCACCUCGGACCUUAUGCAUGGAACUAAAAUGGAAGGAUUGGUUGUGUGCAGCAUGUGCUAUAUGCACAGAAAUCUCUUUUCCAAGCCGCGGCCUGUCUAGCCGCAUGGACGGCUCGCCGAACCCCGGCCACGGCCCCGGGUUCAUAUCCCUCCUGAGCCGACUGUUCCCGGCUCGGGCAGUUGUCAAGUCAAAGGCUACAUGGAGAUGGAUCAAAGAAAGUAAAACAAGAAAAUAACAUCAAUGUUUCAGCUUAUCCAGUUCUUCAUGCUUGGCAAUGCUCAGCCGCAUGAGGAAUGGUGGUCGUGACGGUAGUGAAUCCUACUACAAGGGCUACCUGGGUAUACCCAACAUCGCCCCCACACAUGAGAGCGAACUGCUUCUAUUCGCAAGUCUGCUUCUGCCUGCGGGGUCUACUUCUUGAUAUCCUAGAAACAAACAGGUCCAACAUGCCGAAUACAGCAAACAUCCGAGGGUAUUAGAGCGGGCUUGCCAAUCGACGACCAAAAAAAUGAUGCGUCGUAACAAUGAAC